UAAAGUACAGGUAGGACGGGCGGAGUCCAUAAGUGUUGAUCUUGUCAGCUGCUCGUGUGAUGGAGCUGUUUAACGCUUAUGUUCAAAGGCAAACCCUCUUCUCAUCGCCCGUUUUCGUUUUAACUUCACGCAGAACUUUUAAACUGAACUAAACUCCAAGGAAUGACUGAAAUGAACUUGAGUUGAAGUCGGUUUUUGCCCGCGAAGCUACAACUUUAAGCAACCUUUGUUUCUUGUCUUGGAUCUAUUGUGUAGAUUUAAAGAGAAUAAUCAUGCCUGAUCAACUGACAGUGCCGGAGUUUGUGGACAUUACCCAUGAGGACUAUAAAGCACCGACAACAUCAGUGUUCUGCACGCGCAUGGCUCACUGCAGAAAUACAGUCGCCGCUCUGGAAGAGGCGCUGGAUCUGGACCGCAGUGUACUGCACAAAAUGAAGAAGUCAGUCAAGGCCAUAAACAGCUCUGGUCUGACUCAUGUAGAGAACGAGGAGCAGUACAUCCAGGCCAUGGAGAGGUUUACGGAUAACACUGUGUACAAAGAUGACCCUGAGAUGUCCAAUUACUUCCUCACAUUCGCUGGUUUCACCAAGGAGCUCACUGCUCUUUUCAAGAACUUGUUGCAAAACAUGAAUAACAUCAUCACGUUUCCACUAGACAGUCUGCUAAAGGGAGACCUCAAAGGAGUCAAAGGGGAUUUGAAAAAGCCAUUUGAUAAAGCAUGGAAGGAUUAUGAAACCAAACUGAACAAGAUUGAGAAAGAAAAGCGAGAACAUGCCAAACAACACGGUCUGAUCCGUACAGAGAUCAGCGGUGGAGAGAUUGCAGAAGAGAUGGAGAAAGAGAGACGCCUGUUCCAGCUUCAGAUGUGUGAGUACCUCAUUAAAGUGAAUGAAAUCAAAGUCAAAAAGGGGGUCGACCUGCUUCACAACCUCAUCAAAUACUUUCAUGCCCAGUGCAAUUUUUUUCAGGAUGGGCUAAAAGUUGUGGACAAUCUGAAACCUUUCAUGGAAAAGCUUGCCACAGACUUAACAGCGGACAAGCAGACACAAGAUGCGGAAAGGAAACAGUUGCUGCAGCUGAAAGAAACUCUCAAAUCUGCCCUACAGUCUGAGUGUAAGGAGGAUGCUCAGUCGAAGCAGAACGCAGGCUACAGUCUUCAUCAGCUGCAGGGCAAUAAAGCUCACGGCACGGAGCGCUCUGGGAUGCUCCUCAAACGCAGCGAGGGAUUGAGGAAAGUUUGGCAGAAAAGGAAGUGCUCUGUGAAAAACGGAUUGUUGACUAUUUCGCAUGGAAUGGCCAAUGCACCGCCAGCAAACCUGAACCUCUUAACCUGCCAAGUGAAGCGUAACCCAGAUGAGAAAAAAUGCUUUGAUCUCAUAUCACAUGACAGAACGUAUCACUUCCAGACUGAGGAUGAGGCAGAGUGUCAGAUAUGGGUUUCUGUACUCCAGAAUAGCAAAGAGGAGGCGCUGAACAAUGCCUUUAAGGAUGAUCAGAACGAGGGAGAAAAUAACAUUGUUCGUGAGCUCACUAAGGCCAUCGUGGGAGAAGUGAAGAAGAUGAGCGGCAAUGACGUGUGCUGUGACUGUGGAGCUUCUAGUCCAACAUGGCUCUCCACAAACCUGGGUGUGUUGAUUUGCAUCGAAUGCUCUGGGAUCCAUCGGGAAAUGGGCGUCCACUACUCCCGAAUACAGUCUCUGACUCUGGACGUUUUAGGCACAUCUGAACUACUGCUUGCUAACAGCGUAGGAAAUGCAGCAUUCAAUGAAAUCAUGGAGGCAAACCUGUCCUCAGAGAUCCCAAAACCCAACCCUUCAAGUGACAUGCAAGUACGAAAAGACUUCAUCACAGCCAAGUACACAGAGAAGCUUUUCGCUCAGAAGAAGUAUCCAGAUAACGCAGCUCGACUUCAUGCACUGUGUGAUGCAGUGAAGUCUCGGGACAUCUUCUCCCUGAUCCAGGUCUACGCUGAAGGGCUGGACCUGAUGGAGACCAUUCAUCAGCCUAACCAGCAUGAACCAGGCGAGACAUCGCUACAUCUUGCGGUACGAAUGGUGGACCGAAACUCUCUCCAUAUUGUGGACUUUCUUGUACAGAACAGUGGCAAUUUAGACAAGCAGACGGCCAAAGGAAGCACAGCGCUGCAUUAUUGCUGCUUGACUGAUAACAGUGAAUGUAUGAAGCUGCUGCUGCGGGGAAAAGCAUCUGUCAGCAUUACUAAUGAUGCUGGAGAGACUGCUCUGGAUUUGGCGCAGCGUCUCAAACACUCCAAAUGCGAGGAGCUGCUGACUCAGGCGCAGACGGGGAAGUUCAAUGUCCAUGUGCAUGUGGAAUAUGACUGGCGUCUGCAUAAUGAGGAUCUGGACGAGAGCGAGGAUGAAAUGGAGGACAAGCCCAUUCCCAUCAGGCGUGAGGAGCGUCCAAUAAGCUGUAUAGUUCCAGGCAGCGGCCCCAUGAUGCCCAACAUGAGCGCUCUGGCUCGGGACGUGGCCAAUGUGGUCAAUAACAAGCAGAGGGCUUUCAUUCCCAGCAUGAUGAUGAACGAGACUUACGGCACCAUGCUCGAUCCCAACUCUCCACCACUGGGUUUACCAGGAGUACCUGGCAUUCCUCUUCUACCCCCGCGUCCCUUAGGAAGGGGAUGGAGUCCACCAAUGGAGAACAUCGGCAGACAGAGGUCAUGUUCUGAUCCUGCAAACCCUCAAACUCCUGAACGAAAUAACUCUGUGUAUGUUCUGCCUCCUGCUCCUCCACCACCUCCUGCACCCAAGAGACCUCCACCUCCAGAUCCAAAGGCCAGUCUUCUUCCUCCAGCGGCCACGGCUCCUCCUGCACCAUCCGCACCGCUCCUCAUUCCACCCGCUCCUCUCAGGCCAGCGCCUGUAGUACCCCCAGCCCCAGUGUUGCCCACUUCAUUUUCUUAUAAACCCCCACCUCCACCUGUACCUGUACAGCCAAAAGCCCCUGCAUCCAAACCAGUCAAAUCACCCACUCGGGAUCCCACUGGUUCAUUUAGUAAAGAUGCAAGUGUAAAUAAAGCUCCACCUAUUGGCCCCCAAUCAAGUGAUAAAACAGAUGCUCCCUCAUCUGCUUUAGCACAAGCACCUGCUCCUGUUCCUGCACCAUCACCUAAACCCAGAACAGCUCCACCAAAACAGAGACCUAAGAGGGUAAAAGCGUUGUAUAACUGUGUGGCUGAUAACGCAGAUGAGCUGACCUUCUCAGAGGGAGAGAUGAUAAUAGUGGACGGAGAGGAGGACAAGGAGUGGUGGGUGGGCCACAUUGACGGGGAACCAACCAGAAGGGGCGUUUUUCCAGUCGCGUUCGUUCACUUCGUCACUGACUGAUGUCAAGACUCUGCUGUCUAAAGCCCAGCUCACACUGUGCGAUUUUUUAAUACACCUUAAUGAUAGUAGCAUCAGAGUGCACAAGUCUGAUCCCCAUGUGUCCCUCAGUUUUCAUAACAUCAGACUGAACCACAAUUGAGAAGCACCAAAAAUGGACAAGCAAGAAAACUCACCCGGAGUUUGACAUCAUCCAUCUGUGACAUUUUCACUAUACCGCAUCCAGACAUGAAACCUCACGGCAAACAUAAACAAACUGUAGCAGCAUUUUUACUCACAACAUGCCUCAAUGACAACCAGAAAAGGCGGUGGUUUAAAAUUGUCGUGCUGACAUCAGAUAUACCGCUCCUAUUGACUCUUGGUUUGAUGUUCAUCAUAGCCGAAUUCACACUGCAGGAAAGAGUCUGAAAUCUUCUUACACCACCAGAACUUCAUCAUUGGAGGGAAAAUCUGAUCACAGCGCCCAUUAAUCAAAGACUGAUUUUAGCCUAGGAUUACUGAAAUCUUUUAGGAUUUCCCAUGUUUGUUUCAGAUGAGCAAAUCGUUGCUGAAAUUGCACAGUGUGAGCAGGGCUUAAAUCAGAUCACCAAACUAUCGUUGAGACCUGACACCACUGAAUAUUUAACAAUCAAUAAGCCCCUCGGCCAUCCAUGUGGCUGAUUGGUGGCGUACGGGACAUUCACAAGCAUUAAGACCUCAGGAAGUGUUUAUUUUCUAUCAGUUACUUUGAUUCCAAGUGCAAUUACCUCUACCUUUAAUACGGAAAUCAUUUAUGAACUGUGUUGAGUGAUAUGCAUUAUAUAGAGACGGUUUGGUUUUAUAAAGCUGUGGUUGGAUGAGCGUUUUGUGUUUUUCAGACAGCAGUUGCAGAGUGACUCUUAUAUGGCAAGGGUUUAAAGGCACAAUAUGUGAUAGAGGGCAAGUAUUCACAACAAACAAAGGGUUAUGUCUGUUAAAGUGCUGCUCUGUGCAGUUUAAUAAAACGCACAAUAUUUUAAAGCAUCUUUGGAGUUUUCCUGUUUUCUAGAAAACCAAACUAGAAAUCGAGGGUGAUGAUGACCAACUGGAAAUUGCAGGUGUAUGAUGUCAUGAGCAUGACAACACUAGUUAAAAUGGCUUAUUUCUCUGGAUUUGAUCAUUCUUUGAAACCUUUGGGAUAAUGCAAGUAAGCUAGCCAAAAUAUAUAACACUGUUCUAGAGAUUUUUAUAUAUUUUAAAGAAAAUAAUGAUACAUAUUGUGCCUUUAAGUAACAUGAUGGACCAGGUAGGUUGCUUCUCAAGAUUUGUUACCAGACAAGCCAUUAAACUUACUCAGCACGUUCUGUGGUUUCAUUUUCAGCGUUAAUAUUUUUCACAAAAAUGUUAAAGUAGUGGCUUAGAAAACGUUUAUAGUAACAUUCAUGAUUUUUGUGGAAACCAGAUUGAAUAAAAAAAAUGGAAUUUAUUUUAAAUAAUAUAUUACUUAACUGUAA
Danio aesculapii is the source of this 4816-nucleotide messenger RNA. It is a transcript of the gene asap2b, whose product is annotated as ArfGAP with SH3 domain, ankyrin repeat and PH domain 2b. Gene Ontology annotation, biological process: positive regulation of GTPase activity. The record is from RefSeq and is a predicted model, not a curated record. The transcript is spliced from 28 exons. Gene Ontology annotation, molecular function: GTPase activator activity; protein binding. Gene Ontology annotation, cellular component: cytoplasm. The coding region runs from base 273 to 3347 and encodes 1024 amino acids. NCBI's taxonomy places the organism in Eukaryota, Metazoa, Chordata, Actinopteri, Cypriniformes, Danionidae.